AUGCUCUUCAGAAGGCUUGACCUGGUAGAGCCAAUGAACACCACCCUCUGGGGCUGUGGGAGGUCCAACGACACGGGAGAGCUGUUCCAACUGCCCACGUUCUCCACGGCGGCCAAAAUCCGAGUGGCCAUCACAGUGGCCCUCUUCUUCUGCUCAACCGGCACCAAUGUCGCCAUGCUCUGGAGCGUCACCCAGAAGUUCCAGCGCAAGCCGCACCUCCGCAUCCUCCUUGUGAACCUUGCUGCUGCUGACCUGCUGGUCACCUUCGUGGUGAUGCCGCUGGACGCCGUGUGGAACAUCACCGUCCAGUGGUAUGCCGGGGACCUGGCGUGCCGGCUCCUCAUGUUCCUCAAGCUGGUGGCCAUGUAUGCCUGCUCCUUUGUGACUGUGGUGAUCAGCCUGGACCGCCGGGCUGCCGUCCUGCACCCCCUGAGGGUCAGCAGAGCCAAGAGGAGGAACAAGGCGAUGCUGUGCGUGGCCUGGGCCCUGAGCCUUCUCCUAGCAGUCCCUCAGGUGUUUGUCUUCCACACUGUCAGCCGGUCCCAGCCCAUCCAUUUCGUCCAAUGUGCCACUGUGGGGAGUUUUGAGGCGCACUGGCAGGAGACCCUCUAUAACCUGUUCACUUUUUCUUGGCUCUUCCUGCUGCCACUGCUGGUCAUGGUGCUCUGUUAUUCCCGCAUCUUCAUCGAGAUGUCAAGAAAGAUGACACAAGCAAGUGCGUCGCCCAGGUCCAGCGGGGUCUGCCUGCGCUGCUCCCGCAACAACAUCCCCCAGAUCCGGGUCCGUGCCCUGAAGAUGUCAGCCAUCGCCAUCCUGACCUUUGUGGUCUGCUGGACGCCCUACUACCUGCUGGGCCUGUGGUACUGGUUCUCCCCCGAGAUGCUGGCCCGGGAGCAGGUGCCCCCCUCGCUCAGCCACACCUUCUUCCUCUUCGGCCUCUUCAGCACAUGCCUCGAUCCGCUGGUGUACUGCUUCUGCUCCGCGCGCCUCCGGACCAGCCGCAGGCAGCCUGAGCAGCGGGCCCAGGCGCCCCCUUUCCGCAUGGCCUCCUUCCGGGCCUCUGCAGCCAGCACCCGCCCCGUGGCAGAGCCGGAGGGCAACUGA
Candoia aspera is the source of this 1104-nucleotide messenger RNA. It is a transcript of the gene GNRHR, whose product is annotated as gonadotropin releasing hormone receptor. The transcript is spliced from 3 exons. Gene Ontology annotation, cellular component: plasma membrane. Gene Ontology annotation, biological process: G protein-coupled receptor signaling pathway; cellular response to hormone stimulus. NCBI's taxonomy places the organism in Eukaryota, Metazoa, Chordata, Lepidosauria, Squamata, Candoiidae. Gene Ontology annotation, molecular function: G protein-coupled receptor activity; peptide binding; protein-hormone receptor activity. The coding region runs from base 1 to 1104 and encodes 367 amino acids. The record is from RefSeq and is a predicted model, not a curated record.